GUUAGUGAAAUCCCUCAAGUGCGUCUUCGACUCCGCAGGUAUGUACUCUAUUAUCACUUCCUCUUAUACAUCAAGUCCAAACAGAGGCUUUCACACCAUCCCUACCCACAGGACUAGCAGACAGCUGCUCCCAUUUAACCAAUGACGACACUCAGGUCCCGGAACCCAGGCGCAUGAGAAUACCGUGUUGCUAAGAUUCUGAUGAUAUAUCCUAGCGCAGUGGGAGAGAGAGAAUGUGGAUGAUGCUCUGAUGUGUGUUAUGCAGACAGGCACUAACGCGUAUGUCUACAAUGUUGGCCUAUUUUUCAUUGGACUCUGGCCAGCCACCACCAAUGAGGGUAUUUAUAACAAACCAAAUACGAUUGGUGAGCUGAGGGGGGAGGGGAUGAAAGUAGAACGAUCUGAUGUCAGUGGCAAAUGUAUUAAAUUCUAUUAUACAUAAUAACAGACUCAAAUCAAAUCAAAUUUUAUUAGUCACAUGCUUCGUAGACAACAGGUGUAGACAAACAGUGAAAUGCUUACAGGUCCUUUUCCAACAAUGCAGAGAUAAAGAUAACAUACAAAAAUAAAACAUUAAUAUACAGUGAGGGGAAAAAAGUAUUUGAUCCCCUGCUGAUUUUGUACGUUUGCCCACUGACAAAGAAAUGAUCAGUCUAGAAUUUUAAUGGUAGGUUUAUUUGAACCGUGAGAGACAAAAAAAUCCAGAAAAACACAUGUCAAAAAUGUUAUAAAUUGAUUUGCAUUUUAAUGAGAGAAAUAAGUAUUUGACCCCUUCUCAAUCAGAAAGAUUUCUGGCUCCCAGGUGUCUUUUAUACAGGUAAUGAGCUGAGAUUAGGAGCACACUCUUAAAGGGAGUGCUCCUAAUGUCAGCUUGUUACCUGUAUAAAAGACACCUGUCCACAGAAGCAAUUAAUCAAUCAGAUUCCAAACUCUCCACCAUGGCCAAGGCCAAAGAGCUCUCCAAGGAUGUUAGGGACAAGAUUGUAGACCUACACAAGGCUGGAAUGGGCUACAAGACCAUCGCCAAGCAGCUUGGGGAGAAGGUGACAACAGUUGGUGCGAUUAUUCGCAAAUGGAAGAAACACAAAAUAACUGUCAAUCUCCCUCGGCCUGGGGCUCCAUGCAAGAUCUCACCUCGUUGAGUUGCAAUGAUCAUGAGAACGGUGAGGAAUCAGCCCAGAACUACACGGGAGGAUCUUGUCAAUGAUCUCAAGGCAGCUGGGACCAUAGUCACCAAGAAAACAAUUGGUAACACACUACGCCAUGAAGGACUGAAAUCCUGCAGCGCCCGCAAGGUCCCCCUGCUCAAGAAAGCACAUAUACAUGCCCGUCUGAAGUUUGCCAAUGAACAUCUGAAUGAUUCAGAGGAGAACUGGGUGAAAGUGUUGUGGUCAGAUGAGACCAAAAUCGAGCUCUUCGGCAUCAACUCAACUCGCCGUGUUUGGAGGAGGAGGAAUGCUGCCUAUGACCCCAAGAACACCAUCCCCACCGUCAAACAUGGAGGUGGAAACAUUAUGCUUUGGGGGUGUUUUUCUGCUAAGGGGACAGGACAACUUCACUGCAUCAAAGGGAACGAUGGCCGGGGCCAUGUACCGUCAAAUCUUGGGUGAGAGCCUCCUUCCCUCAGCCAGGGCAUUGAAAAUGGGUCGUGGAUGGGUAUUCCAGCAUGACAAUGACCCAAAAUACACGGCCAAGGCAACAAAGGAGUGGCUCAAGAAGAAGCACAUUAAGGUCCUGGAGUGGCCUAGCCAGCCUCCAGACCUUAAUCCCAUAGAAAAUCUGUGGAGGGAGCUGAAGGUUCGAGUUGCCAAACGUCAGCCUCGAAACCUUAAUGACUUGGAGAAGAUCUGCAAAGAGGAGUGGGACAAAAUCCCUCCUGAGAUGUGUGCAAACCUGGUGGCCAACUACAAGAAACGUCUGACCUCUGUGAUUGCCAACAAGGGUUUUGCCACCAAGUACUAAGUCAUGUUUUGCAGAGGGGUCAAAUACUUAUUUCCCUCAUUAAAAUGCAAAUCAAUUUAUAACAUUUUUGACAUGCGUUUUUCUGGAUUUUUUUGUUGUUAUUCUGUCUAUCACUGUUCAAAUAAACCUACCAUUAAAAUUAUAGACUGAUAAUUUCUUUGUCAGUGGGCAAGCGUACAAAAUCAGCAGGGGAUCAAAUACUUUUUUCCCCUCACUGUAAAUAGUGACAAUGAAUAAAUACACAGUUAAUAAUGAAUCCAAAUAAUUAGGUAAUUGAGGUAUCUAUGUACUGUACAUAUGCACUGAGUGCACAAAAUAUUAAGAACACCUGCUCUUUCCAUGACAUAGACUGACCAGGUGAAUACAGGUGAAAGCUAUGAUCCCUUAAUGAUAUCACUUGUUAAAUCCACUUCAAUCACUCUAGGUGAACGGGAGGAGAGUGGUUAAAGAAGGAUUUUUAAGCCUUGAGACAUUGAUUGUGUAUUUGUGCCAUUCAGAGGGUGAAUGUGCAAGACAAAAUAUUUAAGUGCCUUUGAACGGGGUAUGGUAGUAGGUGUCAGGAGCAUCAGUUUGUGUCAAGAUCUGCAACCCUGCUUGGUUUUUCACGCUCAACCGUUUCCCAUGUGCAUCAAGAAUGGUCCACCAACCAAAGGACAUCCAGCCAACUUGACACAACUGUGGGAAGCAUUGAAGUCAACAUAUAAUAAUAAUAUAAUAAUAAUAUGCCAUUUAGCAGACGCUUUUAUCCAAAGCGACUUACAGUCAUGCGUGCAUACAUUUUUUUGUGUAUGGGUGGUCCCGGGGAUCGAACCCACUACCUUGGCGUUACAAGCGCCGUGCUCUACCAGCUGAGCUACAUGGGCCAGCAUCCAUAUCGAACACUUUCAACACCUUGUAGAAUCCAUGCCCCAAUGAAUUGAGGCUGUUCUGAGGGCAAAAAGGAGGGUGAAACUCAAUAUUAGGAAGGUGUUCUUAAUGUUUUAUGCACUCAGUGUAGGUAGGGGUAAAGUGACUAGGCAACAGGAUAGAUAAUAUACAGUAUCAGCAGCGUACUGUAUGUGAUGAGUGUGAAAGUGUGUGUGGCAUCAGUAUGCAUGUGUGUGCAUGUUAUGUGUGUUGGCGUAUUUAGUGUGUGUGUGUAUAUGUGUGUAAGGUUGGUGUGAGGUGUGACCCAGAUGCGGUGCAGGUUAGACAGUAGGCAGAGAUGGUGAAACAAGGAACUUUACUGAUGGUCCCGAAGCCAGGAUACAAAAUAACAGACUUUACACAAAAAAAGGGCAGAGCAAAUAAGACUCCAAAAAACAGGCAGACAGCCCAAAAUAUGAAAUACUAACUAUGACUGAAAUAAUAAAUAAACAGGGAGAACACUUCCCACGUACCUGUUCAUACGUCCCGCGAUCAGACACUGAUUAGUGCUGCUUGGCAUAGUGAAACUAGCAGAGAAAACUGAGCAAGGGAACACAGGGAAGUGAGGGCAUAAAUACACAGCUGGCAGUCCAGGAUCCGGUCCACAGUUAAAGCCGGCUGCCCUCCGACGAGGUGUAGCGGGGGAACAGGACGAGGAGGGGGAGCCAGGGGACAGGUGGCGACGGGCUUGAGGAGGGACACGUGGAAUGUGGGAUGCACCCGCAUGGUGGGGGGAAGUUGCAGGCGGCAGGCCACUGGGUUGACUCGCCGGACCACUCUGAAUGGCCCGAUGAACUGGGGGGACAGCUUCCUGGACUCCACGUGGAGGGGAAGACUGGAGAUGGAAGCCGGAAGACAAGUUUACGGAGGCGCAGAGGCAGGUGGUGAACGCCUUCCAGAACCUGGAGGUGAACUGAGGGCCCCGAUCCGACACCGCAUCUUGGGGAAGGCCAUGGACCCAGAAAACAUGCUGCACCACCAACUUAGCCGUCUCCCGGGCCGACGGGAGUUUGGGAAGGGGAAUGAUGUGUGCAGCCUUUGAGAACCAGUCCACAACAACCAGGAUGACUGUGUAUCCAUCAGAGGGCAGUAGGGCGGAAAUGAAAUCCAGCGAGAUGUGGGACCAGGGGCGCUUGGGGAUAGGCAGGGGUCGGAGCAGCCCUGCCACAGGUUGACGUGAGCUCUUCGUGCACGCGCAAAUGGGCAAGCAGCCACGAAGGCGCGCGUAUCCCCCUAAGCAGAUGGCCACCAGAACCUCCUACGCAGGAACUCCAACAUCCUGGCACCUCCCGGAUGGCUGGUGAGGUCAGACACGUGCGCCCACUGAAGCAGUCGUGAGCGCGCAGCCUUGGGAACGUACAUCCUCUCCGAUGAACCUCCACCCGGAUUGGGCUCCCGCCGUAGCGCUGCUCUGACCAGCCUAUCGAUUCCCCACGAAACUGGGGCAGCAAUCAGGGCGUUGGGGACAAUGGGGUUGUCCCUCUCCACCAGGUUCCCCAGGUCGAACUGCCGGGAGAGUGCGUCGUUCUUGGUGUUCUUCGACCCCGGACGGUAUGAGAUGGUGAACCGGAACCUGGUGAAGAACAACGCCCACCUGGCCUGGCGCAAGUUCAGCCUCUUGGCCCCCUGAAUGUAGGCUAAGUUCUUGUGGUUAGUCCAUACGACAAAUAGCCAAUGUCUCCACUCCCCCAGGGAAAGCUUGCCCACUAGCAGCUCACGGUUCCCCACGUCGUAAUUCCGCUCUGCCGGGGACAGCCGACGGGAGAAAAACGUGCAGGGUUGAGUCUUACCGUCCGUGAGGAAGCGCUGGGACAGGAUUGCUCCCACCGCAACGUCUGAAGCAUCCACCUCCACAAUGAAUGGCAGGGACGGAUCAGCACCGCUUCAGCGCAUCAAAUGCGUUCCCCGCUUCCGGGGUCCAGGCGAAGGAGCGUACGCUCGUCUGGGUGAGGGCUGUCAGGGGAGCGGCUAGGGAGCAAAAAUGUUGAAUGAAUCGCCUACAAAAAUUAGCGAACCCUAAAAACCCUUGUAGUUGCUUGAGGGAUGAGGGCUGGGGCCAAUCCAGUACCACGCUGACCUUUGCUGGGUCCAUUCGCUCAGUUUUCUGUAAGGGUUGUGUGAGGUGUGACCCAGGUGCGAUGCAGGUUAGACAGUAGACAGAGAUGGUGAAACAAGGAACUUUACUGAUGGUCCCGAAGCCAGGAUACAAAAUAACAGACUUUACACAAAAAAAGAAGGGCGGAGCAAAUAAGACUCCAAAAAACAGGCAGACAGCCCAAAAUAUGAAAUUCUAACUAUGACUGAAAUAAUAAAUAAACAGGGAGAACACUUCUCACGUACCUGUCCAUACGUCCCGUGAUCAGACACUGAUUAGUACUGCUUGGCAUAGUGAAACUAGCAGAGAAAACUGAGCAAGGGAACACAGGGAAGUGAGGGCAUAAAUACACAGGUGAAUCAUAGACACAAGUGACAUCAAUAGGAAGAUGAUUAGUCCCGACUGUGAGGAGGUGCCUCAGUUUUUUUUUUUUUUUUUUACCUUUAUUUAACCAGGUAAGCCAGUUGAGAACAAGUUCUCAUUUACAACUGCGACCUGGCCAAGAUAAAGCAAAGCAGUGCGAUAAAAACAACAACACAGAGUUACAUAUGGGGUAAAAAAACAUAAAGUCAAAAAAAUACAACAGAAAAUAUAUAUACAGUGUGUGCAAAUGUAGCAAGUUAUGGAGGUAUGGCAAUAAAUAGGCUAUAGUGCAAAAUUAUUACAAUUAGUAUUAACACUGGAAUGCUAGAUGUGCAAGAGAUUAUGUGCAAAUAGAGAUACUGGGGUGCAAAAGAGCAAAAUAAAUAACAAUAUAGGGAUGAGGUAGUUGGGUUGGCUAAUUUCAGAUGGGCUGUGUACAGGUGCAGUGAUCGUUAAGGUGGUCUGACAACUGAUGCUUAAAGUUAGUGAGGGAGAUAAGAGUCUCCAGCUUCAGAAAUGUUUGCAAUUCGUUCCAGUCAUUGGCAGCAGAGAACUGGAAGGAAUGGCGGCCAAAGGAGGUGUUGGCUUUGGGAAUGACCAGUGAGAUAUACCUGCUGGAGCGCAGACUACGGGUGGGUGCUGCUAUGGUGACCAAUGAGCUAAGAUAAGGCGGGGAAUUUGCCUAGCAGUGAUUUAUAGAUGGCCUGGAGCCAGUGGGUUUGACGACGAACAUGUAGUGAGGACAAGCCAACAAGAGCGUACAGGUCACAGUGGUGGGUAGUGUAUGGGGCUUUGGAGACAAAACGGAUGGCACUGUGAAAGACUACAUCCAAUUGUCGGAGGAUGUCGCCUAGGUUGUCGGAGGUAGGUCGCCUAGGUUGUCGGAGGAUGACACCUAGUGGGUCGCUUCGGAACUGCGUUGGGGUGUCAGUAAGUAUGAGUGUGUGGGUAGAGUCCAGUGUGGGUGCAUAGAGUCAGUGCAAGAGAGUUAGCGCAAAAAGGGUAAAUGAAGGGAGUCCGGGUAGCCAUUUGAUUAGCUAUUUAGCCGUCAUGCUUAAAAGUCUAAUGGCUUGGGGGUAGAAGUGUCCGGGUUAGUGUCCCGCUCCUUGACAGCGGCGGCUCUAGCCUUUAGCUCAUUGCGGAUGUUGCCUGUAAUGGCUUCUGAUUGGGAUAUGUACGUAGGGUCACUGUGGGGACUACAUAGUCGAUGUACUUAUUAAUGGAGCUGGUGACUGAUGUGGUAAACUCCACAAUGCCAUCGGAUGAAUCCCGGAACAUACACCCCUCAAAUUAUUGGAUUUGGCUAUUUCAGCCACACCCGUUUGCUGACAUGUGUAUACAAUUGACCACACAGCCUUGCAAUCUCCAAAGACAAACAUUGGCAGUAGAAUGGCCUUACUGAAGAGCUCAGUGACUUUCAACGUGGCACCGUCAUAGGAUGCCACCUUUCCAACAAGUCAGUUCAUCAAAUUUCUGCCCUGCUAGAGCUGCCCCGGUCAACUGUAAGUGCUGUUAUUGUGAGGUGGAAACAUCUAGGAGCAACAACGGCUCAGCCGCGAAGUGGUAGGCCACACAAGCUCACAGAACGCGUGAAAAUUGUCAGUCCUCGGUUGCAACACCCCCUUCCGAGUUCCAAACUGCCUCUGGAAGCAACAUCAGCACAAGAACUGUUCAUCGGGAGCUUCAUGAAAUGGGUCACCAUGCGCAAUGCCAAGCGUCGGCUGGAGUGGUGUAAAGCUCACCACCAUCGGACUCUGGAGCAGUGGAAACGCGUUCUCUGGAGUGAUGAAUCACGCUUCACCAUCUGGCAGUCCGACGGACGAAUCUGGGUUUGGCUGAUGCCAGGAGAACGCUACAGUGCAUGUCCCAAUGCAAAGUGUCAACUGUAAAGUUUGGUGGAGGAUGAAUAAUGGUCUGGGCUGUUUUUUAUGGUUUGGGCUAGGCCCCUUCGUUCCAGUGAAGAUAAAUCUUAAUGCUACAGCAAACAAUGACAUUCUAGACGAUUCUGUACUUCCAAAUUUGUGGCAACAGUUUGGGGAAGGCCCUUUCCUGUUUCAGCAUGACAUUGCCCCCGUGCACAAAGCGAGGUCCAUAUAGAACUGGUUUGUCGAGAUUGGUGUGGAAGAACUUGACUGGCCUGCACAGAGCCCUGACCUUAACCCCAUCGAACACCUUUGGGAUGAAUUGGAACGCCGACUGCGAGCCAGGCGUAAUCGCCCAACAUCAGUGCUCGACCUCACUAAUGCUCUUGUGGCUGAAUGGAAGCAAGUUGUAAGGGAUCGGGGGUUGGCUGGGUCUAGACAGAGUCUGACACUUCCCCGAUCUACUGAGAGGGGGAGUCAUCAGACUCGAUCUGGUUCACCUGAGUUCUGAGCACACCUGUCAGUAAUUAGGGUAGGAUUUAAGGUGUGCUCAGAGGCUCAGUCGGUGCGAGGUAUUGUUCCUUUGUGACUUGCUAAGCGUUUUGUUCCGAGAGAGAGAGAGAGAGUUUGUUGUUUUUGAUUACCCGUGUAUCCGACCUGUGCCUUGUUGUUUGACUCCCCGAAUUGCUUAAUCCUCUGCUUGUCUACCCCAGUGAUUACCGUCCUCUGAUCCUGUGUCUGUGACCUCGACUACGACUAAGCCCGCUCCCUUGGUACCUCUGCCUGUCUCUGCCUGGCCCGGUUUUGACCACAGCCCGCCCGACCACGAUUAAGCUAUUCCCUUGUCUGUACUCUAAUAAAGCAUCGCUAUUCUGCGAUUGGAUCUUACCACUCUGUCCGAGUAUUCAUUACACAAGUCCCCGCAGCAAUGUUCCAACAUCUAGUGGAAAGCCUUCCCAGAAGAGUGGAGGCUCUUAUAGCAGCAAAAGGGGGACCAACUCCAUAUUAAUGCCCAUGAUUUUGGAAUGAGAUGGUCGAAGAGCAGGUGUCCACAUACUUUCGGUGAUGUAGUGUAUUCCAGUCUGUGCUAGCAAAACAGUCCUGUAGCUUAGCAUCCGCUUCAUCGGACCACUUCCGAAUUGAGAAUGUCACUGGUUUUUGCUUGUAUGCAAGCAUCAGGAAGAUAGCCUUAUGGUCAGAUUUGCCAAAUGGAGGGCGAAGGAGAGCUUUAUAUGUCUCUUUGUGUGGAGUAAAGGUGAUCUAGAGUUUUGUUCACUCUAGUUGCCAGUGGCGAUUUUAGGAUGUAAAUCUUUUUUUAGAUGCAUGCCAGCAAAGCAACUACAGAACACAACACAACACUAAACAAUACAUUAAUUGCACUAUAACGGUGACAAACAGUGCCCACAAACUGUUAGGGCCUACAUAAAGCUGUCCCAACAGCAGAGCUUUCCUUUCAGCACCAUGGAGUGAUCCUUAGCACCGCUACACCUGGCUAUCAGUGGAGCCUCGUCUGGCAGCGAAACAGUUCAUUCAGCCUCAUUUACUGCCUUUUUAAAAAACAUAGCUGAUAUGGCUGACUUGCUUAAACAAAUGUGUUUUCUACUGACCAUUGAGAUGUAAAUGAUAAACUAUGGCAUAAGGAAACGAUGACCGGAUAAGAGGCAAUCCGUAAUUUAGAUUAAGACAUUAAUGAGCUAGCUAAAACAGACAUAGUCAAUACACCUAUUUGUUCAGCACUUUUGAAAUGUACAGUGACAGAAUUCAGAACAUGGGCCGUUCUUACAGUAUUCUCCCUGUACACCAAGUCAGAACCAUAGGAUAAAUAAAAGGGGCAUAUAAGCAGACAAUGAAAGCUCUUACGAUAUUCGAUGAUGACAUUUCUCUAAAACAGUCUAUAGGCUACAUGCGCACCACCAAGUCAGAACAUUAGGCUAAGUUAUGAGGGGGAAGGGACCACAUUUUUUGGGUGAGGCACAUGGGCUACUAACAGCUUACUACACAACAUACACUUAUUACUGUCUUAGCUACAGUAUGCAUAUCUCCCCAGCAGCAGACAAUACAUUUUUGGACUCACCGUUGUGCUGUGCUCGCUUGAACAGGAAGUUGGCGCGGAGGUCCUUCUUGUGGGCAAAGUUUGUCAUCAAAGUCUGGAAUUCUCUGGAUUUAUGGUGCUUUCAAGACAACUGGGAACUUGGAAAAAAACAAGGUUGAAUCAUGACGUCAGUGAUCUUCAGGUCGGAGCUCUAAAAAGAGGCCAGAGUUCCCUACUUGGAAUUUCGAGUUGGAUGACCGUUCAAAACGUAUUUUCCCAGUCAGGGCUCUUUUUUUGGGGGGAGUUCCCAGUUGUCUUGAACUCACUGAAGCCUGAGAUUUCCCAGUUCCGAGUUUCCAGCGUUUUGAACGUGGCAGAAGUCAUGCUGAAUUGACAGCAUGGCCAAUGUAUUCAAUAUUUUCUGGCCCAUGGUGUUGCGUGUGAAUGUUUAUCCUUUUAAGCUUGGAAAAGAGACCCUUAAACCCAGACUUCGACCACACACCCUCUCCACCGAAUAGCAGGAAAAGCAAAAUAGUGAUUGCUUUGCAACGCUUGCAGUUAGCCACUGAUAGAACAGAGGGGAGAGGCCGUUUAUUUACUCGUCACCAUAUUUUCAUUAGGGUGCCUCCACGUCGGCGUCUAUAUCGCCGUAUUUUACUCUUCGAGGGUUGGGGAUUAGGGCCUAGUCAUUGAAGUAGAAUUCUUCAACCAUAUCAAGGUAAGUGAUCGCUAUUCUGAUGUCCAAGAAGAUAUUUACGGUCAUAGGAAACUAUGGUGGAGACUUGAUGUCGAAAAUAAGUUACGACCAGAGUAAAAAAAGCACGCAAAAUAGCAUAAUUGGUCAGGAGCCCGUAAAAAGGCUGCUAUACAUCCCAGCGCCAUUCUCUACAGGUCUAUUCCAGCUACGCUGCUACCAUAUCACAUCCACAUAACCAGUUAAUGACCCUGGAGAAACUGUAGUGAGCCCUAUAGUAAAGUGAAUAAGAAGGAUAUGACGUGGCAUGCUUAUUGAGCAGCCUACAGCCUGUGUUAGCUGUCACCCUAAAUGUCACUGGGUGGCGUUCCUGCUGUGUCCACGGUCUGUGCUGCCUGACGGCUCGCCAUCUGACCUUCAGCUAAACAACGCCUCUCUCUUUCCCCUCUCUCUAUCCCUGUGUAGAGAAGAGGCUCAAUCAGAAUCACACACACAACACCAUUAAACUGUACAUUUUAUUCACUCACUCAUAUCACUGGCACUUGUCCCAUCCAGCAAGCCACAGUGUUAUCCCCCAAAGCCUUUGUUUACCCAUACUCAAGGUUUUUUGUUCCAUUGUGUCAGCUUUGCGGAAAGUGCACUGUCAAUCUUGACCCAAAACAUCCACCCCUGCACACACACCCUGUCAUCUGUCACUAACCAGUCCUACAUGGGAACUUUCUGGUUAGAACACAUUUAGAGUGGAUUAAAGAUAACUCUUAGAUUGGUCAGUUUAUUACAGUAUGUCCACGAGCACCUGUCCUUGUUAACGGGAUGGACAGAUGGUAUUCCAGUUAGCGACAAUUAUCCAAGUGUUGAUAGAAAGUAGCCUCCGCCUGACACAGGAUGACAUUCCCUGACACUAUUCCCUGACAUCCACCCACUGACGAUCAUAGUGUUCCAUGACACGCCAUUCAGGAAAUCGUUGAGUUAACAUGAAAGGGAAACAGCCAUAAUCAUAUUAAAGUGUCAUGGUCUUAUCUGGUUUCCAUAAAGGCAUUCCAAUUCCGUGUGUGUGUGUGCUUACGUACGUGUGUGUGAGUGAGUGCUUACAUGCAUACUGUACGUGCAUGCGUGAGUUCCUAUUGCCUUUGGCGCACCACCCCAUAGUGUUUAUUCACCACGGCAAUCAAUUCAAAAUCAGCGCACUGAAAAUCACCUGUGGUGAUGUUGGGGGAGACAGUAUUAGAGCUGUGAGGGAUCAGUCUUAAAAUACAUUUCUGGAACAGUCAGGGAGGGGAGAGGAGGAGAGAGAGACGAUGGUGGGAGAUUUAUGCCCGGCGUUGCACUACACUGGGGUUUUUAGUCAGAUGCCGUUGUUUGCUGCUGUUGGCUUGAGCCGUGCUCUGGGGAAGGCUGAUAAGAGAAUCACAACACUGCUUCCACUACGUUGAUACUGAUGAUGUCAACACAUUACAGGGGACUGUGUGCAAUCUGUGCAUAUACUUUGGGUGGGCUUUUGUUGCAGAGAAAACUGUGUCCGGUAUAUUGUGUUUUGUUGUACUGUACAGUAGGAUAGAGCUAAGCUAUGCCACACGCAAUUGUUUUUGCAGCCAUUGCAAUAAAGUUGCAGUAAUUCCUUGUGGCCAGGUGACGUAGGCUAUAUCAGGUUUACUGAGCUCUAGGGAUGGAGCUCAGAUAGGAUCCAGGAAAGUAUGUAAUUAUAUAAUAUAUAUAAAUCCUUCUCUCACCAGUGUACUCACUGUACUUUUCAGAACUCCCCAUACAUGUAACACUAUUCCACCUGCUAGUAUACACUGUGUACAAAACAUUAAGGGGGUGAAUGGGCAAGACUAAGGUUUAAGUGUCUUUGAACGGGGUAUGGUAGUAGGUGCCAGGUGCAUCAGUUUGUGUCAAGAACUGCAACACGGCUGGGUUUUUCACGGUCAACAGUUUCCUGUGUGUAUCAAGAAUGGUCCACAACCCAAAGGAAAUCCAGCCAACUUGACACAACUGUGGGAAGCAUUGGAGUCAACAUGGGCCAGCAUCCCUGUGGAACGCUUUCGACACCUUGUAGAGGCCAUGACCCAAAGAAUUGAGACUGUUCUGAGGGCAAAAGGGGGGGUGCAACUCAAUAUUAGUAAGGUGUCCUUAAAGUUUUGAACAGUCAGUGUAUAUCUGACCCCAUCCAAUGCAUUACAUGAGCAGGGUAACUGACCCCACUCCUAUAGGUGGGUCAGCCAGUUGUUUCUGUCAUUAGAGGUCGGGGUCAAAGCGCGUGAAAUGACGCUGUAUUUCUGCCACAUCAUCCCAUAUGGCCUCACCACAAAUGACUCCACAGCUGCUCCAGAUUACAUUUGCAUACCUCCUGUGUCAGGGAACUACAGUUGAAGUCGGAGGUUUACAUACACCUUAGCCAAAUACAUUUAAACUCAGUUUUCAGGGGAGGGAAUGGCCGGCAGUUUGUGGAGCACGGCGUUUGCAAUGCCAGGGUUGUGGGUUCGAUUCCCACAGAUGGUAUUAAAAAAUUAUAGAAAGUGUGCACUCAAGUCGCUCUGGAAAAGAGUGUCUGCUAAAUGACUAAAAUAAAAAUAAGGUACACCUCCAAAUGAUGUCAAUUAGCCCAUCAGAAGCUUCUAAAGCCAUGACCUCAUUUUCUGGAAUAUUCUAAGAUGUUUAAAGGCACAGUCAACUUAGUGUAUGUCAACUUCUGACCCACUGGAAUUGUGAUACAGUGAAUUAUAAGUGAAAUAACCUGUCUGUAAACAAUUGUUGGAAAAAUUACUUGUGUCAUGCACAAAGUAAAUGUCCCAACCGACUUGUCAAAACUAAAGUUUGUUAACAAGAAAUGUGUGGAGUGGUUGAAAAACGAGUUUUAAUGAUUCCAACCUAAGUGAAUGUAAACUUCCGACUUCAACUGUAGCCAUAUAUUCUGGCCCAGGGAAUGUCAUCAAUGGGCAUUUGGUGUACAGAAAUCACAGAGAAAAACAGGCUCCCAUUUACAGUGGGGAGAACAAGUAUUUGAUACACUGCCGAUUUUGCAGGUUUUCCUACUUACAAAGCAUGUAGAGGUCUGUAAUAUUUAUCAUAGGUACACUUCAACUAUGAGAGACGGAAUCUCAAACAAAAAUCCAGAAAAUCACAUUGUAUGAUUUUUAAGUAAUUAAUUUGCAUUUAAUUGCAUGACAUAAGUAUUUGAUACAUCAGAAAAGCAGAACUUAAUAUUUGGUACAGAAACCUUUGUUUGCAAUUACAGAGAUCAUACGUUUCCUGUAAGUCUUGACCAGGUUUGCACACACUGCAGCAGGGAUUUUGGCCCACUCCUCCAUACAUUCUCCAGAUCCUUCAGGUUUCGGGGCUGUCACUGGGCAAUACGGACUUUCAGCUCCCUCCAAAGAUUUUCUAUUGGGUUCAUGUCUGGAGACUGGCUAGGCCACUCCAGGACCUUGAGAUGCUUCUUACAGAGCCACUCCUUAGUUGCCCUGGCUGUGUGUUUUGGGUCGUUGUCAUGCUGGAAGACCCAGCCACGACCCAUCUUCAAUGCUCUUACUGAGGGAAGGAGGUUGUUGGCCAAGAUCUCGCGAUACAUGGCCCCAUCCAUUCUCCCCUCAAUACGGUGCAGUCGUCCUGUCCCCUUUGCAGAAAAGCAUCCCCAAAGAAUGAUGUUUCCACCUCCAUGCUUCACGGUUGGGAUGGUGUUCUUGGGGUUGUACUCAUCCUUCUUCUUCCUCCAAACACGGCGAGUGGAGUUGGGGACCUUGCGUGCGCUGCAGGAUUUUAAUCCAUGACGGUGUAGUGUGUUACUAAUGGUUUUCUUUGAGACUGUGGUCCCAGCUCUCUUCAGAUCAUUGACCAGGUCCUGCCGUGUAGUUCUGGGCUGAUCCCUAACCUUCCUCAUGAUCAUUGAUGCCCCACGAGUUGAGAUCUUGCAUGGAGCCCCAGACCGAGGGUGAUUGACCGUCAUCUUGAACUUCUUCCAUUUUCUAAUAAUUGCGCCAACAGUUGUUGCCUUCUCACCAAGCUGCUUGCCUAUUGUCCUGUAGCCCAUCCCAGCCUUGUGCAGGUCUACAAUUUUAUCCCUGAUGUCCUUACAUAGCUCUCUGGUCUUGGCCAUUGUGGAGAGGUUGGCGUCUGUUUGAUUGAGUGUGUGGACAGGUUUCUUUUAUACAGGUAACGAGUUCAAACAGGUGCAGUUAAUACAGGUAAUGAGUGGAGAACAGGAGGGCUUCUUAAAGAAAAACUAACAGGUCUGUGAGAGCCAGAAUUCUUACUGGUUGGUAGGUGAUCAAAUACUUAUGUCAUGCAAUAAAAUGCAAAUUAAUUACAUAAAAAUCAUACAAUGUGAUUUUCUGGAUUUUUGUUUUAGAUUCCGUCUCUAACAGUUGAAGUGUACCUAUGAUAAAAAUUACAGACCUCUACAUGCUUUGUAAGUAAGAAAACCUGCAAAAUCGUCAGUGUAUCAAAUACUUGUUCUCCCCACUGUACCUCUGGUGAUGAAGUCCUCGUUAGGCCUGGCUGACUAAACUUUUCAAAGAUGAAAUUGUCUUGAAUCAAAACCUGGGAUCCUAAAAUGUUGUCUCUAGGGAAAUAAGUCACUCAGUGACACAUAUGAAGAAUAUCUCCAUGUGCACGCUCUCUCAUUCUCUUUUGCGCUCUCUGUUGCUCUCUCUCUCUCUCUCUCUCUGUGUGGCGCUCAUUCUCUCUCUCUCUCUUUUGCAAUCUCUCUCUUUCUCUCUGUUGCUCUCUCUCGCUCUGUUGCUCUCUCUCUCUGUGUUGCUAUCUCUCUAUGUGUGUUGCUCUCUCUCUCUGUGUUGCUCUCUCUGUUGCUUUCUCUCUCUCUCUGUUGCGCUCUCUCUGUUGUGACAUUUUCUCUCUCUGUUGCGCUCGCUCUCUCUCUGGUGCGCUCUCUCUCUCUGGUGCGCUCGCUCUCUCUCUGGCGCUCUCUCUCUCUCUCUGGUGCGCUCGCUCUCUCUCUGGUGCGCUCUCUCUCUCUCUGGUGCGCUCUCUCUCUCUGGUGCGCUCUCUCUCUCUCUGUUGCUCUCGCUCUCCCUCUGUCGCUCUCUCUCUGUCGCUCUCUCUAUGUCUCUCUCUCUCUCUCUCUCUCUCUCGCGCUGUCUGUCUGUCUCUCUCUCUCGCUCUCUGUCUGUCUCUACAUCACUAAGGAUCUAUCAUGGUCCACAGACACCAACACAGUCGUGAAGAGGGCACGACAACGCCCUCAACUGCUAGGCAUCCAACAGCAAGGGACUACAGAGGGUAGUGCGUACAGCCCAGUAAAUGACUGGGGCCGAGCUCCCUCCUAUCCAGGACCUCUAUACCAGGCAGUGUCAGAGGAAGUCCCUAAAAAUGGUCAAAGACUCCAGCCAACCAAGUCAUAGACUGUUUCCCUAGAAUAACUAAUUUUCAGAGAAUACACAACAAUCCUCUCUAUCCUCUCAGAGUGUAUCUGAGUUCUAUAUUGCAGUUGUAUCAAGUAUUUAUACCAUUGGCAGAAUUUGUAUACCAUUCAAAACCAAAAAUAAAUGGUUUUGUACACAGUCAUACGAUACUUGGUAUAGAAAAGUACAAUCUUAGGCGAGCACAUGGGGUGCUAUAUCUCAUCUGGUAGUUUAGCUCGUCUGGUAGGCUCGCGGCUGGGUUUCUCUUUGUAAUCCGUGAUAGUUUGCAAGCCCUGACACAUCCAACGAGGGUCAGAGCCGGUAUAAUAGGAUUCAAUUUUAGUCCUGUAUUGAUGCUUUGCCUGUUUGAUGAUUCGUCAGAGGGCGUAUCUGUAUUUUUUAAUAAUCGUCCGGAUUAGUGUCCCGCUCCUUGAAGGCACUCCACGUUACAGUAUGGAUGUUGCCUGUAAUCCAUGGCUUCUGGUUGGGAUAUGUUCGUACGGUCACUGUGGGGACGACGUCGUUGAUGCACUUAUUAAUGAAGCCGGUGACUGUUGUGGUAAACUCCUCAAAUCCAUCAGGUGAAUCUUGGAACAUAUUCCAGUCUGUGCUAGUGAAACAGUCCUGUAGCUUAGCAUCCGCUUCAUCGGGCAACUGGCACUUCCUGUUUGAGUUUUUGCUUGUAAGCAGGAAUCAGGAGGAUAGAGUUAUGGUCAGUGUGUGGAGUAAAGGUGGUUUUUGUGCCUCUAGUUGCACACGUGACAUGCUGGUAGAAAUUAGGUAAAACUGAUUUCAGUUUUCCUACAUCACCGGCCACUAGGAGCACCACCUCUGGAUGAGCAUUUUCUUGUUUGCUUAAGGCCCUAUACAGCUUGUUGAGAGUGGUCUUAGUGCCAGCAUCAGUUUGUGGUAGUAAAUAGACAGCUACGAAAAAUAUGGAUGAAAACUCUAUUGGUAAAUAGUAUGGUCUACAGCAGGGUAGCCCAAACCUUGUUCCUGGAGAGCUACCCUCCUGAAGGUUUUCACUCCAACCCCAGGUGUUACUAACCUGAUUCAUCUUAUCAACCUGCUAAUUUUUAGAAUCAGGUGUGCUAGAUUAGGGUUGGAGCAAAAACCUACAGGACGGUAGCUCUCCAGGAACAGGGUUGGGCAGUCCUGGUCUACAGCUUAUCAUGUGGUAUUCUAACUCAAGCAGAACUUAGAGACUUAAUAUAAGCGAUUGCCACCUGCUUAGGACUCCCGAGUGGCGCAGUGGUAUAAGGCACUGCAUCGCAGUGCUCGCUGUGCCACUAGAGAUCCUGGUUCGAAUCCAGGCUCUGUCGUAGCCGGCCGCGACCGGGAGACCCAUGGGGCAGUGCACAAUUGGCCCAGUGUCAUCCAGGGUAGGGGAGGGAAUGGCUGGCAGGGAUGUAGCUCAGUUGGUAGAGCAUGGCGUUUGCAACGCCAGGGUUGUGGGUUCGAUUCCCACGGGGGGCAAGUAUGUAAAAUAAAAAUAAUGUAUGCACUCACUAACUGUAAGUCGCUCUGGAUAAGAGUGUCUGCUAAAUGACGUAAAUGUAAAUGCUGUUGUUAACAAAAGAGACACACAUCCCCUCCCUUGAGCUUAUACGACGCUGCUGUUCUUUCCUGCCAAUGCAUAGAAAAACCAGCUAGAUGUAUAUUAUCCAUGUCGUUGUUCAGCCACGACUCUGUGAAACAUAGGAUAUUACAGUUCUUCAGGUGGGUGCCGUUGAUAGGAUAGACUCGAACGGAGCUCGUCCGGUUUGUUCUCAGUGAUUGUAUGUUUGCCAAUAGAAUGAUGGGUAGAGGUAGUUUAUGUACCUGCCGACACAGUUUCAUCAGGGUUCCUGCACGUUGGCGCCUCUUUUUAUUUUCCGUGUCUCAGGGAUAAGGGCCUGGUCUGUGGUGAGCAGUAUGUUCUGCGCCUCCGACUCGUUGAAGUAGGAAUCUUCAUCCAAAUCGAGGUGAUGUCCAGAAGCCCUUUUGGGUCAUAGGAAACGAUGGCGGAAGCAUUAUGUUCAAAAAUUAAGAUCAGUGCAAAAAAACACAAAAUAGUAGAAUUGGUCAGGAGCCCGUAAAAGGCUGCUAUGCAGCGCCAUCCUUCAACUCUUCAAAACAGUUAAUAAAUGUUUGUCGGUAACCACGUUUUCAUCCACAGUUAUGCAAGUAAAGUCAAACCGUAUAUAAAAAAAAAUCACCACAGCUGUGAUGGAAACAGGUAGUUUCGGUAUAAUUUUAUAAAUGCAGACAGAUAAUUUGUUUGUUCUACAUGGUUGGAUCUUUUUGUGUCUGUAAAAUGUAUUAUGUGAGAAACGGUGGUGGAAAUGCCUUUAUGCAGAAAUAUUGAUACAAUAAUCAUCAUAUCAAAGUAAACUUGGAGUCAAGCGAUGAUAUGGCGUGUGGUUGUCACGGUUGUUGAGAGACGGGUCAGACCAAGGUGCAGCGUGGUAUGCGUACAUGUUUAUUAGAACAAAUAAACACUCGACAAAAACAACAAAAGCAACGUACCGUGAAGCUGACUAUGGCUACACACAAACAAGCCAAACCAGAGUCAAGAUCCCACAACAUAGGUAGGCAAAAUGGCUGCCUAAGUAUGAUACUGGACUGGGCACCGGUGGAGCGGACUGCUCUGGCACUGGAGUGGAGCCGCUGACCGGAGCUGAACUGGACCCCGGUGGAGCGGACUGCUCUGGCUCUGGACUGGGCACCACUGGUUUGGUGCGGGGAGCAGGUACGGGCCGUGACGGACUGGAGACACGCACCACUGGUUUGGUGCGAGGAGCAGGCACGGGCCGUGCUGGACUGGAUACACGCACCACUGGUUUGGUGCGGGGAUUAGGUACGGGGCGUACUGGGCUGGCGACACGCACCACUGGUUUGGUGCGAGGAGCAGGUACGGGCCGUACCGGACUGGAUACACGCACCCCUAUUUUGGUGCGGGGAGCAGGUACGGGGCGUACCGGGCUGGAGACACGCACCACUGGUUUGGUGCGGGGAGCAGGUACGGGGCGUACCGGGCUGGCGACACGCACCACUGGUUUGGUGCGGGGAGCAGGUACGGGCAGUACCGGACUGGAUACACGCACCACUGGUUUGGUGCGGGGACAGGUAUGGGCCGUACCGGACUGGAUACACGUACCACUGGUUUGGUGCGGGGAGCAGGUAUGGGGCAUACCGGGCUGGCGACACGCACCACUGGUUUGGUGCGGGGAGCAGGUACGGGGCGUACCGGACUGGAUACACGCACCACUGGUUUGGUGCGGGGACCAGGUACGGGGCGUACCGGACUGGAUACACGCACCACUGGUUUGGUGCAAGGAGCAGGUAUGGGGCGUACCGGGCUGGUGACACGCACCACUGGUUUGGUGCGGGGAGCAGGUACGGGACUGUGGAGGCGUACUGGAGGUCUGGAGUGUAAAGCUGGCACAACCCGUCCUGGCUGGAUGCCCACUUUCGCACGGCACGUGCGGGGCGCUGGCACAGGACGCACUGGGCUGUGAACACUCACUGGCGACACAGUGCGUAGGACUGGCGCAGGAUAUACUGGACCGUGGAGGCGCACUGGAGACCAGGAGCAUUGAGCCGGCACAACUCAUCCUGGCUGGAUGCCCACUUUCGCACGGCACGUGCGGGGCGCUGGCACAGGACGCACUGGGCUGUGAAGGCGCACUGGUGACACAGUGCGUAUCUCCGCAUACCUUGGUUCCUCAAUGAACACACGCUCCCUCUGUUGCCUGGCCAGCUCCUCUCUUCGUGCAUCCACUAAAUCCUUCUCCCUACGGGCCUCCUGCAGCGCCUCCUCUUGAAGGGAGCUCUCCUGCUCUAUCCUCGCAAUCAGCCCCCGUAAUGUGGUGGCCUCCUCUCUCAAACUGCUGAUCCGCAGGUCUUGGAGGACCUCUAAAAUAGCGGCCUCCUCCUCUACAGUCAGCCCUUUCACGGCCUCCUGCUGCUUCAUCAACCACCCCGUGUGCCCCGACAACAUUUUCUUGGGGUUGCCUCUCGGGUCUCCUUCGUCGUCUCGCAUUUUGGAGUCGCCGUAUUUUCUCCCUCGCUGCCUCUGUUUGCUCCCAAGGAAGGCGAUCCAUACCAUCCUGGAUCUCUUCCCAUGUCCAUGAUCGUUUUCCUUCAAGUAUCUCCUCCCAUGUCCAGGUUUCUUGCUUUUCCUGGACACGCUGCUUGGUCCGUUGGUGGAGGGAUCUUCUGUCACGUUCGUUGAGAGACGGGUCAGACCAAGGUGCAGCAUGGUAUGCGUACAUGUUUAUUAGAACAAAUAAACACUCUACAAAAACAACAAAAGCAACGUACCGUGAAGCUCACUAUGGCUACACACAAACAAGCCAAACCAGAGUCAAGAUCCCACAACAUAGGUAGGCAAAAUGGCUGCCUAAGUAUGAUCCCCAAUCAGAGACAACGAUCGACAGCUGCCUCUGAUUGGGAACCACACAUAGAUCAUACACAUAGAUAUACACAUAGAAAUUCACACCCUGACCAAACCAACGAGAAACAACAGGCAUUUAAAGGUCAGGGUGUGACAGUGGUCCUCCCAAUAUGACUUGGGAAACCAUGUGAAUGUGCAAGGUGAUGCGGUAAUGCACAAAACAUUUAUUUGGAUCUACUUAAUUCAAUUUUGGACAGUAGUUACACCUAAUGGAAAAAGGUUAUUUUUACUUAAAAUGAUUAUUACAGAUUUACUUAAUUUACUUGUGUUAUUGAAACUAUUGAAUUGAGAAAUCAAAAUUAGAAAUUAUUGUCAGAUUGACAAAAUGUAUUUAAGAAUUCAUGUUUCUAACACAACAGGGUCAAAUACCUCCAAAAUGAACCAAUUCAUCCUUUCCAAUAAAUAUUGAGGGUCUUAUUCUGGUGACAUUAUGAUUCUUGGCUGCUGUUUGACAAAUACAAAUAAUUUUGCUCUUUUGUCCAUAAUAAUCUCAUCAUGUAGUAGGCUACCCGCACUGUAUCUGCAAGCUGUUGGCUAGAGUGCACAUGCCAAGACCAGAGUGGGCACAAUUGCUAUAUAACACAAUUUUUUGUGUGACAAAACCAUCAGUAGAGUUGAAAAUGCGAUGGAAACCCAUUUAACUUGUUGUUGUAUUUUGUUGGUACAUGGGAAUUUAACCACUAAAGUUAUUUUUAUGUGCACUACGUCAUCACGCACAGCCUUUUAUCUGCAACAAGUCCAUUUGCUGGAAACAUCUUGAGGGAAACUUGCCAUAUUGUUUUUAUGCGGAUUUUAGAAUAUUUGCAUGAAAAAUCGGUCGCCAAUUGGAUGGAAACCUAGCUACUGAAGCAUUUCUGAAGUGUUGAUUAGAUGUUGAGCUCAAACAUGCUGCAAACCAUUCUGCCUCGGGCUGACCCCUUUGUAAAAUAAUACUGUCCUCUUUGCUCUUCUCUGGUGUGCUAUCCAUCCCAGCCCUUCCACACAAUGCAUGAAUAAUGUAAAGUUGGCUACAUAACAGUGAAGAACUACACUGAGUAUACCAAACAUUGCACUGGGCCUUUUUGAAGCUGCUUAAGCACCUACCACUCACAUUGUUUCACUAACAGUGAUACUAAUGCUGGCUGUGGUGUAAGUAAAUAAACAAAACUAAGCUAUAUUUUUGGUCAAUGUCUCUCAGGAUCAGUUUUUGAAGUGAUUUGAAUAACUUUUUGUUAAGAAAGUUAAGUAUAUUUAAUAUGUUGAUGUACUGCCCCUUUAAAUGGCAGUCAUUUUUACCACAUCAAUAUGAAAUAAUACAUAUUUUCUUCAACAUUCUGAAAACUAAACGAUACUAUAUUCAAAUGAUGGUAAGUGAGCUUUUUAGUACUAAUGUGGAUUGUACUUUGAAAAAAAGCUGGACAAUAAAUGUAAAAUUUAUAUUUUCGUUUGACAGAAUAUGCAAACUAACUGCACUUUGGCAAAAAUAACAGUCUGUUUUGGUCAUUAUUUAUUUCAGAUAACAUAACUAAUGAUGUUUUGAUAAGAAAUGAGUUGAUAUUUUGCUGUGAUUGUUGCUUUUUCCAAUAGUUUCUUCUGGGGUUAAAAAUGACCUCAGUUGUUAAUUGAUGUAUAUAAAAUAUGUUGGUAACUUGAGGGUAAUAGUAAGCUAUAAUUGUUUCAAUAGUGAACACUAUUAUAACAAUAGGCCAUUUCUAAAAUACAUCUUGAUUUACAAUACAAUUCACCCUCCGCUAUUAAGAAUAGAUGUGGUUUUCUCUUUCAGGCCAUUCUAAUAGCUGUCUUAAUGGAGGAUCUCAGCAUUAAUGAAGACUGUAACCCAUCGCAUACAGAGAGCCUUUGUGCUGGCGGAACUUCCUCUGAAAACACUCCAACAGAGUCUAUUCAAGUCAAAUGGAUCGUGAUCACUGUUGUGUGCCAGUAAAAGCAAGUGUUCCCUUUUUUUUUUGUCUUAAAAUAACAAGCAGCUUGUUUAAAUGUCAUAGUGUUGGGUUUGGCAGAGAAGGGGGUAGGGGCUGGAGAGAGGGGGUGUGGGUGUGAAACAUUACCCUUUCAGACUCAAGAAUGACUGUGGCUAAUUAACAGAGCUAUACUUUCUCAAAUAUCACAUUAAUGUCAAUGACCAUUUCCAGCGGGCUGGGGAGGAGGGAGGGGGCUGAGCUUUGAAGGCUGAAGUCCCUAGUUUGAGAUCAGAAGAGAUGUAUCCCUGUGGAUAUUACAAGACACUAGUUGUAAGGUUAUGUAGUGUGUCCUUGCAAUAGAAGAUUGCUUAUUCAUAAGCAUAUACUGGCCUAUACCUUACAGUACGUUCCAAACCUGUGUCGUCUGAUUCCACCACAGCCCUGGUGACACAGUCAUGUAUGGUAGCAAGUGAGCAGUAUCACACUGUUACACCCUUGAAUAGCUUUGGGGUGACAGAACACACUAUGGCCUCACAGAAAAGCACCUUGUAGUUUUAGGGAGGGAAAAAACUACUUUGUGGAAGAUCGAUUACUUUUCACUCCUAAGACCUGAGAAACAAAAUAAUCAAAAAGUUCCUUCAAGGUGGUUCUCACACUAUUUGCUAUUCUCACUGAGUGAUGUAGACUUCUAUUUUUUGACACUCCUCUCUUUACUUUGUCUCCCAAAAUAUUCACUUUCAAACAUGAGUGAACAUAAUUAUAGCAUCUCCCUCCACACCCGCUUGUCUCUAAUCUUCAUUUCAUCCAGCUCUGUGAGAGGACUGCAUUCUUCCGAUGACUGACCUCGCAGUGUGUUCCUGCAUCUCUCUCGAUUAAUUUGCCUCUACCUGAAGAGUGGGAGUGUGUCCGACUGUCGUCUCACUCCAAACCCCCAAACACAGCUCCCGUGAUAAAUGCACUGUAGUAGCUACUUCCAGAGGGAAGUUCUGGUGGUCAGGUCUGUACAACGCUGGUCAGACCAAUUAGAAUACAUGCUCCAAGAUUGUUUUGAUCACGUGGUUCCCGAGUGGCACAGUGGUCUGUGCCACUAGAGAUCCUGGUUCGAAUCCAGGCUCUGUCGUAGCUGGCCGCGACCGGGAGACUCAUGGGGUGGCGCACAAUUCAUCCAGGGUAGGGGAGGGAAUGGCCGGCAGGGAUGUAGCUCAGUUGGUAGAGCAUGGCGUUUGCAACGCCAGGGUUGUGGGUUCGAUUCCCACGGGGGGCCAGUAUGAAAAAAUUAUAAUAUAUAUAUAUAUACAGUGGGGAAAAAAAGUAUUUAGUCAGCCACCAAUUGUGCAAGUUCUCCCACUUAAAAAGAUGAGAGAGGCCUGUAAUUUUCAUCAUAGGUACACGUCAACUAUGACAGACAAAAUGAGAAAAAAAAAUCCAGAAAAUCACAUUGUAGGAUUUUUUAUGAAUUUAUUUGCAAAUUAUGGUGGAAAAUAAAUAUUUGGUCAAUAACAAAAGUUUCUCAAUACUUUGUUAUAUACCCUUUGUUGGCAAUGACACAGGUCAAACGUUUUCUGUAAGUCUUCACAAGGUUUUCACACACUGUUGCUGGUAUUUUGGCCCAUUCCUCCAUGCAGAUCUCCUCUAGAGCAGUGAUGUUUUGGGGCUGUCGCUGGGCAACACAGACUUUCAACUCCCUCCAAAGACUUUCUAUGGGGUUGAGAUCUGGAGACUGGCUAGGCCACUCCAGGACCUUGAAAUGCUUCUUACGAAGCCACUCCUUCGUUGCCCGGGCGGUGUGUUUGGGAUCAUUGUCAUGCUGAAAGACCUAGCCACGUUUCAUCUUCAAUGCCCUUGCUGAUGGAAGGAGGUUUUCACUCAAAAUCUCACGAUACAUGGCCCCAUUCAUUCUUUCCUUUACACGAAUCAGUCGUCCUGGUCCCUUUGCAGAAAAACAGCCCCAAAGCAUGAUGUUUCCACCCCCAUGCUUCACAGUAGGUAUGGUGUUCUUUGGAUGCAACUCAGCAUUCUUUGUCCUCCAAACACGACAAGUUGAGUUUUUACCAAAAAGUUAUAUUUUGGUUUCAUCUUGUUUCCACCCCCAUGCUUCACAUUAGGUAUGGUGUUCUUUGGAUGCAACUCAGCAUUCUUUGUCCUCCAAACACGACGAGUUGAGUUUUUACCAAAAAGUUAUAUUUUGGUUUCAUCUGACCAUAUGACAUUCUCCCAAUCCUCUUCUGGAUCAUCCAAAUGCACUCUGGCAAACUUCAGACGGGCCUGGACAUGUACUGGCUUAAGCAGGGGGACACGUCUUGCACUGCAGGAUUUGAGUCCCUGGCGGCGUAGUGUGUUACUGAUGGUAGGCUUUGUUACUUUGGUCCCAGCUCUCUGCAGGUCAUUCAUUAGGUCCCCCCGUGUGGUUCUGGGAUUUUUCCUCACCGUUCUUGUGAUCAUUUUGACCCCACGGGGUGAGAUCUUGCGUGGAGCCCCAGAUCGAGGGAGAUUAUCAGUGGUCUUGUAUGUCUUCCAUUUCCUAAUAAUUGCUCCCACAGUUGAUUUCUUCAAACCAAGCUGCUUACCUAUUGCAGAUUCAGUCUUCCCAGCCUGGUGCAGGUCUACAAUUUUGUUUCUGGUGUCCUUUGACAGCUCUUUGGUCUUGGCCAUAGUGGAGUUUGGAGUGUGACUGUUUGAGGUUGUGGACAGGUGUCUUUUAUACUGAUAACAAGUUCAAACAGGUGCCAUUAAUACAGGUAACGAGUGGAGGUCAGAGAAGCCUCUUAAAGAAGAAGUUACAGGUCUGUGAGAGCCAGAAAUCUUGCUUGUUUGUAGGUGACCAAAUACUUAUUUUCCACCAUAAUUUGCAAAUAAAUUCAUUAAAAAUCAUACAAUGUGAUUUUCUGGAUUUUUUUUCCUCAAUUUGUCUGUCAUAGUUGAUGUGUACCUAUGAUGAAAAUUACAGGCCUCUCUCAUCUUUUUAAGUGGGAGAACUUGCACAAUUGGUGGCUGACUAAAUACUUUUUUUCCCCACUGUAGUAUAUAUGACUAAAAUGUAAAUAUGUUCUGGGGCGCCUCUGGGGAUAACAUCAAUGAAUACGCCAACUCACAGUCACCGGAUUACAAAAAUGCAUAGACGAUGUGAUACCUAUGGUGUCUUUUAAAACAUGCCCAAAUCAAAAACCGCAGAUUGAUGGCAGCCUUGUCAGGAAACUGAAGGAGAGAGAUGCUGCUUAUAAACACGGCAAGGAGACUGGGGACAGUUGUAUGGUAAACAGUGUUUUGCCAACUCCUAUCGUGGCAAUGACCAUAGGAGUUUGCAAGAGAGCAGAAACAGAUCUGGUACCAAGCUAGAAAAUAUCUUUACAGAUCUGAGACUAGGCUAGCAAAUAACUUCAGUAUAGACUGUUUUAUGUAGCCUUGAUCUGUCUGUCUCUCAUCUCUAUAUAGACAGCAUCUGGCUGCUGAUCAUUGUAAAUGACCUGGUUAAAUAAAGGUGAAAUAAAAAAUAAAACAAUUGUGUUGCUCGCUUUGCCUAUAGACAGUGUCCGGCUGAAGAGCUGCCCUUCGCAGACAGCUCAGUGGGCCUGGUGACGGCCAUGACUGCCUUCCACUGGUUUGACCAGCAGCGUUUCUUCCAGGAAGCCCGUAGGAUCCUGCAACCUAAAGGCUGUCUCGCUCCACUCAACUAUACCAUGGACAUUGAGAUCCAUUAUGGAGACUGCUACCACACACGCAACACAGUCUGCAAGGAGGUCUGGACGACUCUAGAGAAUGUCGUAGAAAUAUUUGACUCAAAAGUAGUCAACUCAAAAAUAUCUCUCAAGAGACUGGAGCUUGUGAAUCCAGAAAUUAGACUUUAUUAUUGCGUAACAAAGCCGAGCCACUCCAUGGAACGGCUGUCUCUCUUUGGCCUAGAGAUCUCUUAUAUACACACACAAAUGCACAGUCAUGUUUACUUAGCAUACAAAGCUACUCCCCUUAAGAUAAAUGAUUAACAUCUUUUAGUGCCACUCUACCCUUAUCUUUCAACGUCCAGAUGUCACAUGUGGCUUACUCCAAAAGGCCAUGGGCGCUUUUCCAUAUGGCCUCUUCCUCUUAUCUCAUUAUAUUGGUGGCAGACCCUUUCUCAAAAAUAAUACACAUACAGACAUUAAGGCAUGGUUACACACUGUAUUGGCUAUAUUCCUUAUUUAAACAUACAUCUGAAUUAUAGAAUGUCAAUCAUGUUUACUAUAUUUUAUCUUUGACAUUUCCCAACAUUUUCCUUAAUGAUACAUAAAAUAUUACCAUAAGAAUAGAAGAAAGGUAUAUUAUCCAUAAACAGUGGAAAUGUACCAUUCUAUUCACUGUAGAAAACAUGCAAACAAAAUACAAUGCACAUCUUUGAUAAAUUGACGAUGUACAAAUUCAAAAUGCAUGAAUUUGUUGUGUUUUUUCAACAGCAUUUGUCUUUUUUUAUCUCAUCAGUUUUAUGCUGCCCUCCUGCCCUAUCAUAACCUCUGCCUGGGCCCCAGCUCUGUGGUUCUCUACAAUCAGUCCUACGACUCCAUCCCCUACACAGAGAAAGAGUGGUGAGGCCUGAGUACCGUUGCAUCCACUGUUACAUCUGCCCUUGUUGCUACUGUACAAUAAGUGUUGAAUUCAGUGCUAUCCUCGAUUUCCAGGCUUCUGAUGGGGAAUAUAUGAUCUAUUAUGCGCAUUCGCUUACAUUAUUAAAAACUAUGGAGGCCUUGACAGCAGAAAGUUCUCAGCAACCUGCAACCAUAAUUACCACAUUGUCUGACACCUCACCCCCUGAUACUGAGUUUGUGGGAAGACAGGAUUAGGAGGAGUACUUUGUUGUUGCUAGGGCAAGUUCAGGGUCAGGGGAAAACAUCACGCUAUGGGAAGGGAGUGCUAGUAUAAAAAGCAGAGAUUGUUCUCGACAUUUUGCAGAACUUAUGAAGAGCCAUCCAAAUCCUGUUGACUCUGUAUUAACUUCUGCCUGCUUCUAAAGUUUAAAGUUUGUUUAAGAAUAAGAGAAUAUCAGCAAUGAACCCUCUACACUUCCUCCAGUAGCUGAGUGAUUAACAACAAUUAGAAGGAUGGCAUUGCGAGACAAACUCAUUGCUAAUUCUGUGUUGAACAGUUGUGUCUAGGCAGGAGUGUAUAUGGGUGAACAGCCUGGUCUCAUAGACUAGAUGGAACAUAGUAAAAGUAAACACUGGACACUCAAAUUAGUCUGAUAUGUUAUGUUUGGUAUGGUUACACAGGAUAGACGGUUACUUAAGUCAACCCAAAGGUUGCGAGUUUGAAUCUCAUCAUGGACAACUUUAGCAGCUAAUUAGCAACUUUUGAACUACUUACUACUUUUUAGCUACUUUGCAACUACUUAGCCCUUCCCCUAAUCCUAACCUUAACCCUUUUAACUAACCCUUCCCCUAACCUUAAUCAUUUUAGCUAACCCUUCCCCUAACCCAAACCUUAACCCUUUAACCUAACCUUAACCCUAACUCCUAACCCCUAGCCUAGCUAACGUUAACCAGCUAGCUAACGUUAGCAACCUAGCCACCUUGCUAGAAUUCGUAACAUAUCACAGGUUUAGCAAAUUCGUAACAUAUUGUACAUUUUGAAAAUGCGUAACAUUUUGUACAUUUUGCUAAUUCGUAACAUAUAAUACCAAUCAUAAUUCGUAAUAUAAUCAUACAAAAUGGGUGAUGGACAUCAACAAAUUAAUACAUACCAUAUACGAAACGUAACAUAUCAUACUAAAUGGAUUGUCACUAAUUUACGUAGAGAAUAAUAUGAAAUGCUCUGAGACCAGGUUGGGGUGAAGAGGCCCAUGACUCUGUCCAGCUACAUGGGCAUGAUAGAGUCCUUCUCCAGCUACCAGGCUCUACUAAAGAAAGACCCUGAGGCAGCUAGGAGAAUGUCCACAGACAUCACCCACAGGUUGGUCCCUCACACCAUAACCUUCCUAGGCCUUGUUGAUGCUGGUCCUGCUGUUAAUAUUAUUAUUAUAAUAUACAAGUUAAAACUUGUAUACUUAGUAAGUGUGUAAAAAUGUAAACGUAACAUUUAACAUUACGUCUAACAUCUCUCUCUGUCCUCUCCAGACUGUUGGCUGUGAUGGAGGUGACCUCGCCAGAGACUGAGGUUGUGGUCAGGGACGGAGUCAGGUAUUUCUACCUUCUAGCCAGAGGACUAGCUACAGAUGACAGACUAUGA
Coregonus sp. 'balchen' is the source of this 27799-nucleotide messenger RNA. NCBI's taxonomy places the organism in Eukaryota, Metazoa, Chordata, Actinopteri, Salmoniformes, Salmonidae. The record is from the annotation of a GenBank genome assembly.